Molecule: messenger RNA, 3289 nt
Organism: Aedes albopictus (Asian tiger mosquito)
Lineage: Eukaryota; Metazoa; Arthropoda; Insecta; Diptera; Culicidae
Gene: MetRS
Product: methionine--tRNA ligase, cytoplasmic
Exons: 2
Coding region: 166-3069 (967 amino acids)
Biological process (GO): methionyl-tRNA aminoacylation
Cellular component (GO): aminoacyl-tRNA synthetase multienzyme complex; cytosol
Molecular function (GO): methionine-tRNA ligase activity; ATP binding
Source: RefSeq, a predicted model, not a curated record
GACGGACGAGCCCACAUCAGCGGCUUUCCCCCAGUUGCAAGAAAAAAGAACACGCGAUUUCUCCCGCGAUUCUGGAUUGUAAAAUUGCGGUUGAAAUUUCAUCAUUCUACGUUUUGUUUGAUUCGCGUACGUGCUGUGGAAGUUAGUCGGUAGUGAGUUUGCAAGAUGAUCAUCUACACGAACGCCGGAAAUCCGUUCGGAUUGAAGUUGCUGAUCUGUGCCAAAUUCGCCAAGAAGGACGUGCAGGUCAAAACAAUUGCUUUAAAUGAUACCGAGCUGAAGGAUAUGAAGCAUCUGCCGAUCUUGCAGCUGGAGAGUGGAGUGCAGCUGUUUUCCACGGACGUGGCGGUCAAGUAUCUGCUGCAGGGCGAGACGCCCGUCAUCCAGCGGGACGAGUGGUUGGAGUGGUCCACGACUCGGUUGGCUCCGGCAUUGACCCACAAUAUGGCCGUGGGAUCGCGGCAGGAUCCGAACACGAAACCGAUUCUGAACUCUUUGGUGAAGUUCCUGGACGAUUGCUUGAGUCGGAACACGUUUCUGACGGGGGACAAGCUGACGUCGGCGGAUAUUUCCGUUUGGAGUCUGUUGGCCCCGGAUGGCACGCUGAAGGGAGCGCAGAACAUUGAUAAUCUGUUGAGAUGGUACCGGGCGAUUAAUGCCAUGCCGGAAGUGAAGGCUGCCUUGGAGGUGCUUCCGCUGAAGGAGCUCAGUUUUGCAUCGUUGAAGUAUUCCAAUCGAUUCGAGGGACUUCAUCACAUCGUGCUGGAUCCGGAGAUCAUCGAUUUCGAGGGUCAGGUUCUUGUGGACACUUCGGACAACAUUGCGGCUACGGUUCAGAAGGAAGAGAUUCAGGCGGCACGGGAUUCAUUUGUGGCCGUUCAGGAGAGGAGUGUUCCGGACGAGAAGAUUGUAUUGCCGAAGGUCGGUCAGAAGAACAACCUGAUCACUUCGGCUUUGCCGUACGUUAACAAUGUCCCUCACCUGGGAAACAUCAUUGGCUGUGUCCUUUCUGCGGACGUCUUCGCUCGGUACUCUCGCUUGUGCGGUUACAAUACCCUUUAUAUCUGCGGUACGGAUGAGUACGGAACGGCCACGGAAACCAAGGCCUUGGCCGAGAAGCUCACCCCAAAGCAGAUCUGCGACAAGUACUUUGAGAUCCACAACUCAAUCUACCGGUGGUUCGGAAUCGGAUUUGACUACUUCGGGCGAACCACGACGGCCGAACAGACACAGAUUGUCCAAGAAAUGUUCAAGGAUCUGUACGCUGGAGGAUUCAUUGAGACCCGCGCGGUUGAUCAACUUCUGUGUCAGAAGUGCGAUCGCUACCUGGCGGAUCGGUUCGUCGAGGGAACCUGUCCCUACUCGGGUUGUGGCUACGAAGAUGCCCGUGGAGAUCAAUGCGAUGCCUGUGGUAAGCUGAUCAACGCGAUCGAGCUGGUUCGUCCCCGCUGUAAGGUCUGCAACACUUCUCCGAUUAUCCGACAAUCGAGUCAGUUCUUCCUGGAUCUACCGAAGAUCGAGCCGCGUUUGCGCGAGUGGGUGGACAAGGCGGAACACGGAUGGACCCACAACGCCAGAGUUAUUACCCGGGCCUGGCUGAAGGAGGGCUUGAAGUCGCGCUGCAUCACCCGAGAUCUCAAGUGGGGCAUUCCAGUUCCCUUGGAGGGUUACGAGGACAAGGUGUUCUACGUGUGGUUCGACGCCCCGAUCGGCUAUAUCUCGAUGACCAGUCGCUACAGCAAGGAAUGGAAGCAAUGGUGGCAACCAAGCCCCGAAACCAAGGUCGAUCUGUACCAAUUCAUGGCCAAGGACAACGUUCCAUUCCACUCCGUCAUGUUUCCAGCUAGUUUGAUCGGUAUCGACAAGGGCUACACCCUGGUAUCGCACAUCAUGGCCACGGAAUACCUCAACUACGAAGAUGGCAAAUUCAGCAAGAGUCGUGGCAUUGGAGUUUUUGGUAACGACGCCCACGACACCGGAAUUCCGGCGGACGUCUGGCGUUUCUACCUGUGCUCGUCCCGUCCAGAAGGUCAAGACUCCAGCUUCAGCUGGAACGACCUAGCUGCCCGAAACAACAACGAGCUGCUCAAGAACGUCGGAAACUUCGUCAACCGGGCUCUCGUCUUCUGCGAGAAGUGCUUCGAUUCCACCAUUCCUCCGCUGGUCCUGAACGACGAAGACUACACCCUGCUUGCUCUAAUCAACCGCGAGCUCAAGGGCUACGUCCAUCAAAUGGAGAAGGCUCGCCUGCGAGACGGCAUCCGUCACUUGCUGGCCAUCUCCCGCUACGGAAACCAACUCAUGCAAGCCGAAGAACCAUGGGUCCUAGUCAAGGGCACGGACGACCAAAAGACCCGCGCCGGCACCGUAAUCGGAUUGUGCUGCAAUCUGGCCUGCCUCCUUGCCACCCUUAUCUUCCCAUUCAUGCCCUCCACAGCUCGCAAUCUCUACACCCAGCUGAACGUCCAAUCCUGUCACCUAGACGCGGACAAACCUCAAAUGCGCAUCUUCCUGCCGAGCGGCCACAAAAUCGGCAAACCGGCCGUCCUCUUCAAUAAGAUCGACCAGGCCAAGAUCGACGAGCUGAAGAAGAAAUACGCCGGAGCCCAACAGCAACCGGAAUCCAAACCGGCCGCCGCCAAACCCGCCUCGAACAAGCAGUUCACCUCGCUGGUCGAGGCCCAAAAAGCCGUCGACGAGCAGGCCGCCAAAGUGCGCAAAGUAAAAUCCACCGGCGCCGACAAGAGCGUCUGGCAACCGGAAGUCAACAUCCUGCUCGAGCUCAAAAAGCAACUGCAGACCCUCAGUCAACCGCGGACAUCGGAGAGCACUGCUGCCACCCCGGCGGCUCCCACAUCCGCCCCUGCACCGGAAACACUCCAAUCCUUGGAAGCCGAGAUAGCCAAACAGGGUGAGAAGGUUCGCACCCUCAAAGCGGGCGGUUCGGAAAAGGCUGUCUGGCAGCCGGAAGUCACGGUGCUGCUGGCGCUGAAGGAAAAAUUGGCCAAGCUGACUGGUGCUCCGCAGGCGGCGGCUCCCGCCAGCGGUAAGAAGAAGAACAAGAAGUAAGCUGUAAUCGAUUUCAUACUACAUAUUUAUAACGAAUGCAAGCUAUCGUCUUCAUCGGAUAUCGUGUGUACUGUAGUAGGUUUACUGUUCAAUAAGGGAAACUUGCGCAUUUUUCGUUGUUUUUCCAUGACCAAUUUGGAAAUAGAAACAGGACGAAUCCUUGCGUUACCCUAUUUGUUAAAAAUGAUUUUGCGAAUAUAAUAAAGAACAAUAAUGCUUA